Molecule: messenger RNA, 2502 nt
Organism: Pseudogymnoascus destructans
Lineage: Eukaryota; Fungi; Ascomycota; Leotiomycetes; Thelebolales; Thelebolaceae
Product: ribosylnicotinamide kinase
Exons: 1
Coding region: 1-2502 (833 amino acids)
Source: RefSeq, a predicted model, not a curated record
AUGUCCCACUCAUCUGAAUCAGACACAAUGUCCACAUUGUCCGGACUAUCCCCUGAAAGCAAACGUGAAAGGUCAAUGUCUGAAUUAUGGAUGUCUGAAAUUAUGUCCUUUGGACGAUCCCCAUCUCCACCUGCAUUGCCAGUACCAAAGACUCCAGAAUCCACGUCCUCGACAUCAUCGCCUCUGGCAUUCAGGACCCCGGCUUCCACGUCGUCAUCAUCUGUGUCUCCAGCAGCUGGGACCUCAACGUCAAAAUCGUCAGAGGAAUCCACAUCUCCAGCAGCACCCAAGACCCCAACCAAGUCCCGAGCAGCCAAGAACCCACCAUGCACGUCGCUGUCACCGCCGUAUCCAGAGCCGUGGACUGAAAAGCUGUGGUCUCCACCGUCGUCUCCAGAGCUGCCAUCUCUAGAGUCUCUAGGGCUGCCGUUUCCAGUGCCGUACUCCCCAGAGCCGUUCCGUCCAGAGUCAUGGGCUCCAGCACCGUCCACUCCAACACGCGCGUCUCGAGCACGCAAGCCUCCAGCAUCUACACCUGCACCGAUCCCUGAGCGCCUCGUAAUCGCCAUUGCGGGUCCAACCUCAAGCGGCAAGACAACCCUCUCCAACCUCCUUCUUCAUGUCUUUGGCAACGGCACUGCUACUCCGGGAAGCGGCUUCACCUCCGUCGCCCUCCAUCAAGACGACCACCUGGUUCCUAAUAACCUCCCUACUGGACCUCAAGUUCAAUGGGCAGAGUGCUACCUUGAAGAAUGGAUGGGUGAGCGCCUCGUCUCACGCACCUGCAUGUUCAAGGGCUUUACUGUAGAGGAAGCAGACAGGAUCACACCCGUGGACGAGGAUCGACUUGUCACGGAGUAUCGGGAUGUCACUCCCCGUAGAUGGAAUGCGCCUAAUUACGACAGAGAAGUUCUCAGCCUCCAGCUUCGCCAUGGCAAGAACCGUGACACGCGCCUUGUGAUUGACUUUGCUGCCCUCGCCAUCGCUAUUGCGCGUGCCAAGGCAUCUAAGCUCGACUCCGACAUGGAAAUUUCUGAGAGGGGUAAGGUCAAGGAUUAUAGUUACCUUCUGAAGAAACCAAGCAUUGAUGGUCCCGACAAAGAUGGACCUCGCGACCCUAGCCUUCCCAUCAAAGAGCAGGAAUCAACCAAAGGAGAAGAAUCGGUCAAUGAAGAAGAACCUGUCCAGAGAGAUGACUCUGCCAAGAAAGAGGAGCCUAUUCUGGAAGACGAAAUCCUCGAGGUUGAUGAAGAAUGGAACAUCGUAACGAUCAGGGUAAACAAGCCUACAUGGGGCCCAUACAUAGUUGACCAUGGAAUAUACGGCCCCUACCUCCAAGACCCCACCAUGGCCGUUCUCAAGGAAGGUAAAUCCGGCUACAUCAAGAAACCAAUCAAGCCCAAUUCCCUCAUACCACACUACUGCUUCACCUCCGAGCGCAACUCCCUCCAAUACCCCGAGCUCCCAGACGGCACCCGAAAGCUCCUCCCCUUCAUCAUCAAGCUCCGCACCGAAGUCAAGUACUGGACCGAGGCCAUGACGAAGCUGAACGACCUCGUCGGCUUCCCCGGGCUCAACUUCGUACAGAGUAAUUUCCGCGGCAUCGUCUUCGUCGAGGGCUUUACGAUCCUCCAGCCUGCCAUGGUCGAUUCCUCCGCUGAUCCACCCAACUACGACCUCUCGCUCUUCCUGUCUGCAACACGCGAGGGAACGCGCAAGCGCAGAUUCGCGCGCAAAGAGUACAAUAAACCGCUCAGUAAGGGGUACAUGACAUGGCGCGAGAAAUCCUACUUCGAUGGCGUGGCCUGGCCUGCGUUCGUUGAGGAGCACCAGUGGAUCUUUGACGUGACUACCCAGCAGGCGAAAGAGGGACUCGUUCCCGAUGCCAAGUAUGAGAAUGUGUCUGAGCUGGCGAAGGAGCGAGGCUUGGCGGUGCGGCCGGGGGAGGUGGGAAUUAAGGAGACGCUGAAGUGGGCCAUGCGUAAGAUUAUGAAAGAGUUUGGGUUCAAGGAGAGGAUUGCUAGGGAAAAGUGGGUGGAGGAGACGAAUGCCAAGGAGAAGUUGGUGAAAGAGAAGAAUGAUAUGGAGAAGUGGGUGGAUGAGGAGAACGCUAUGGAGAAGUGGGUGAAUGAGGAGUAUGCUAGGGAGAUGUGGGUGGAUGAGAAUAGUGAUGACGAGGUUGUCGAACAAACCGGAGAGUGGGUUCAGGAGAACUUGAUGGAUGUGGAUGACAUGGAGAUGAUGUUUAAGAUGGAGAUGGAUAAAUUGGAUAUGACGGAUGCGGUUGAUCUGGAGUGCCGUGAUGAUGCUGAGGGUGAGAAUUCUGAGCCUCGGUCAGGUAGACAAGUUGGUGUCGAGGAUGAGGAUGGGGUUGCUGAUCCAUGGUUGGGAAUGCAGGAUGACAAUCUUGUGGAGGAGGUCUAUUAUAUGGACGAUUAUGAGGAUUUGGACUGGGACUGGGAUGAUGGUAUUGAGGCAUUCUGGACGUCAGAUUCGGAAUGA